AAGAACCAAAGCUAUCAACAAAGCUCGAAGGGGGUUGUUUGUCCAGGUUAAUCCGCUUCAGUGCUGUGUUUCGUCUCUUGACCGAGCCAGCCGGUUUGCGAGACUUGCAGAGGUUUUAAGGAGGCCCCUCCUCUAGAGGCUGCAGCCUCCUGCUGCCAUUGGCAUUGUGUGGACUGUACAGUUCGCGCACCAAACUACUCUGUUUGGGAUAGCUCGGCCAAAUGCUCGGCUACGCUUUGCUUGCCAUCGGCUACUCUUCAGGAUGUGUGGAGGUACUUGAAGUCCUAAAAUAUCGUUGAAGCGUCAAGUCUCGACAUAUCUUCGAAUAGCUGGUAGCUGGUCUCUCAGGCCAGCCUCUUGCAACCACGAGACCACCUCGGCAACAGCAAUGUCUUCAACAGACGUGAAAGCCACAUUGUUCUAUCUAAAGCACGACACAAGAUGGCAGCGCGAGAAACCUUACACGUUAUUUGUGGAUGUCAGCAAUAUUCCUGGUGCAGAAAACACAAAUAUAGAGAAAGAGGCCGUGGGAGACAUUGUCGUCAGAGAUGCUCGCAGCAGUCCAACCUUACUGACCCUUGACGUUCAUGGAUUCGAGGUUAUGAGAUUGAGCGAAGACGUGUUCAAGCCUGAAUCUUUUGAGGACCCGGUCUGGACUGAGGCGAAUUAUUAUCCUUUCUUGUGCAAGGCUGUACAGCAAGCACUUGGGGCGAAAGAAGUCCGGGUUUACGAACACAAGGUUCGAUAUCGGUUUCCCGGGUUUGGAGACCUACGACUGCGCAGUGCGCUCGACUACGACCCUCCCAUUCCCCAAGUUCACGCGGACUUGAGUCACGAAUACGGACUGCAGCUUUUUACCGAGCGGUGGCCGGAAGGUCUGAUAUCCAAUAGGCUUCAAGUCAUCAAUAUCUGGCGCCCCCUCAACAUAAAGGUCACUGAGUGGCCAAUCGCAUUGUGCAGCUGCUCUUCAGUUGACCGCGAGGUCGACCUGCAGAGAACAGAUCAGGUCAAAAGACUGAAAGGAUCUUCUGAAGCCGAUAACAAAUUCGUCGUUAUGGAGAGCUAUACUUCAUUCUACAAUUCAGCCCAUCAGUGGUGGUAUCUCAAGGAUCAAUGCUUCAACGAAGCCUGGAUUAUAAAGCUAUUCGACUCCAAGGCAGGCGUCGCGGAGAAUGUUCUCCACACCGCUAUCGACAUCGGCCAAAGCCCGGAUGCAAGAAAGAGUAUCGAGACCAGGAUGAUGGUGGUCUACUAGGAAAAGGAACAAGGGAAGAUGUUACAAGGCCAGCAAUUAGUCGAGGUGUUGAUUGGUAACACGGAUACGCCAGCAUUCAGAUUUGUGGCCAAUAAAUGGCACGACAUGGCUACUUCUACCUAUAUCGACCAGGGAGGCCAAACACCCUGGGGUGGGUGGCCUCCUUCGUAAUUAGACCUCCAAUGGGAACGGCUGGAAGAUCUAUCAUCAAGCCCCGUCCUCAUUACCACGAUAUCUAUCGAAGGCACGGAGCGGGAAACGAGCGGCACCAUAAAUAUAUUCCUGCCUUCAAAUACGUUGCCUUAUCGCCCAAUACAAUAUUUGCACCUACACUCGGCCGCAGACCAAGCACAAGAAUUUAUUGAUGUUCUGUUGCC
Molecule: messenger RNA, 1632 nt
Organism: Exophiala viscosa
Lineage: Eukaryota; Fungi; Ascomycota; Eurotiomycetes; Chaetothyriales; Herpotrichiellaceae
Exons: 6
Coding region: 389-1255 (288 amino acids)
Molecular function (GO): oxidoreductase activity
Source: RefSeq, a predicted model, not a curated record